Pelecanus crispus (Dalmatian pelican) is the source of this 1666-nucleotide messenger RNA. NCBI's taxonomy places the organism in Eukaryota, Metazoa, Chordata, Aves, Pelecaniformes, Pelecanidae. The record is from RefSeq and is a predicted model, not a curated record.
GUGGAUGGAGGUCUGCUUGGAAGAAGAGCUGCCCCCAACUACAGAGCUGGAGGAAGGCUUGAGAAAUGGUGUUUACCUUGCCAAACUCGCGAAAUUCUUUGCCCCUAACAUCGUGUCAGACAAAAAGAUCUAUGAUGUGGAGCAGGCACGCUAUAAGAGAUCUGGCCUUCAUUUUCGGCACACUGACAACACUGUGCAGUGGUUAAGAGCAAUGGAGUCCAUUGGUCUGCCUAAGAUCUUUUAUCCAGAGACUACAGACGUCUAUGACAGGAAAAACAUCCCUAGGAUGAUAUAUUGCAUUCAUGCUCUAAGUUUAUAUCUGUUCAAACUAGGAUUAGCACCACAGAUCCAGGACCUACUGGGAAAAGUAGACUUCACAGAGGAAGAAAUCAGCAACAUGCGAAAGGAGCUAGAGAAGUACGGUAUACAGAUGCCAUCUUUUAGUAAAAUUGGUGGGAUUCUGGCCAGUGAAUUAUCAGUGGACGAAGCUGCAUUGCAUGCAGCGGUAAUAGCAAUUAACGAAGCUAUUGAGAAGGGAAUAGCUGAGCAAACCAUUGUAACUCUGAGGAACCAAAAUGCAAUGUUGCUAAACGUGGAUGAGGAGCUUGCACAGGACUAUCAGAAUGAACUCUUUGAAGCUAAAAAGAGAAAAGAAUCAAACGCCAGACUUAAGGUAAACGGCACAAUCUCUGAGGAGGAGAGAGAUGUCUACGAGGAGCUGCUGACACAAGCUGAGAUUCAAGGCCAUAUCAAUCAGAUAAACAUUCACAUAGCUUUAGUCCAAGUGAAUGAGGCUAUUGACUGGCAAGAUGAAGUGGCGCUGAUGGCAGGUUUGAACCGUCCUGCUUUGAGCCUACUUGAAGUUCUGCCGCAAAAUUCCUCAUGGUACCUAUUGCAAUUGUGUGAUUCUAAAGAACAGAAAAUGCAGAUAGCAGGGGUUCCAAAUACGCUCGACAAAAGUGAAAUACAGAAAGAAAUUAGUGUUGCCAAUGUGGAAGCUGAGGCUCACAAGCUUAAACUUACAGCAGUUGACAAUAUCAAUACUGCAAUUCGUAACUGUGAUCCUAGUAAAACACUGGUUGCACUGAUGAAACCGGAGGCACAGCUGCCUGUUGUUCACUCAUUUGCUGCUGCUGUCUAUCAGACUGAGCUGUUCAACCUCCAACAACAGAAUGCUGUGAACUACCUGUCACAUGAUGAACUAUUUAUUGCAGUAGAAAUGUUGUCAGCUGUUGUGUUGCUAAACCAGGCGUUGGAGAAUAAAGACAUCCUAAUGGUAAAGAAUCAUCUCAGAAACGCAUGCAUUGGCUUCAAUAAUCUGGAAGAGGAAAACUUUCAACGUUAUGCUGAUACACUAUUGUCUAUUAAGUCAGAGGCUUCAUCUCAAGGCCAAGAUUAUUUAAGCUGGAAUGAUAUCCAGAACUGCAUUGACAUGGUUAAUAUGCAAAUUCAAGAAGAAAAUGAAAGAAUCAUUGCAAUUGGCCACAUCAAUGAAGCAAUUGACCAAGGAAAUCCUGAGAGAACUCUAGAAACGCUACUGUUGCCCACAGCCAAGCUGCAAGAUGUGACACCAGUAAAUGCAAGGCAUUAUCAGGAUGUUCUGCACCAUGCCAAGGCACAGAAAUGCAAGGUUAGAACUUUGACUGUUGCUGUUUGUCAGAACUGA